Molecule: messenger RNA, 1346 nt
Organism: Drosophila teissieri
Lineage: Eukaryota; Metazoa; Arthropoda; Insecta; Diptera; Drosophilidae
Exons: 1
Coding region: 85-1227 (380 amino acids)
Source: RefSeq, a predicted model, not a curated record
CCUGGAAAACAGUAACAGAGAGUUCAAUCAACUAAAAUUAUUAUAUUUCGUUUAAAAUAUCUUAACAUUUAAAGGCGCGCAAAAAUGCCAGCUCACGUGGAUUUAACACUAGAGGAAAUGACCAGGAUUGCUUUGGGUGUGCCUGAGUUGACCCACGUAAACGUGGCUGUACUCCAAAGUCUCAUAAAUGUCCUUCUCAAGAAACUCAACUGCCAGAAUGAUAUGGUGAGGAUUAGUGGCUUCGAGGGCAAGUGUAUGGAGCGUAUCCUCGAGCAGUCCAAGAUAUCCCCACUGCCCUUCGAUGUGGAGGCAAUCGUUCCCAUUUCCGAGCAAUUGGACAAGGUGCAGGAGUUGGAAAAACGCAUCAAGCAGCUGGAGUGCAAGUUGGAGUGUCACUUUCAGCAGAUUCGCAUUUGCAACAAGGCCAAGGACAAGAAGUACAAGAUCAAUCAUGCCGAACAGUACGCCUCUCCUUGCGAGGAUCUGUGCACCGUUUGCGACGAGGACAACAAGAUAGCCUGCAGUCUAUUGGGCAACAUGGACUUUAUGAAAAAGCUGAUGCGACGCAUAGCCACACCGAUUCUGAACCGAAUGGAGGAGGUCAGCCUCAAGCUGGAGAAGUUCUACAUUACACUUCAGUCUUUUCUUAAACAAACCGAAGCUCUAUUUACCCGCUUGGAAAUAGUCAAGCAAUGUGUGGUGGAGAUCGAGGGUCUGAGGACUCUAGUUCAGGAAUACAACCUCACUUUCCUGGGAACCAUGGAGGAACUGCAGGAUAUGCUGGACAGCAAGCUGGACAAGGUGCAUAUGCCUGCUCUAAAGAAGUAUAUACGAGAUCGCUUCGAUGAUAUCGAUCGCCGGCUGAGAUUGAUUGAGGAUAAGGAUGCAUGUCCCAGAGCCGCUGGAUUUAUCAAUACGGGGCUAUGCUGUCUAUCCUGUAAUAGUCCCAAAGUGGGAGUCGAAGUGGGUCCUCAAACAAUGGGACUAUUCCCCGACGCUCCGGUCAGGCACAUGCCUCCCAAGUUGACUGGGUCACCGGUCAAUUGCCAGAAGACCGUGGUCUGUAGAUCCGUCGAGAAGGAACCCACCUUAAUGGUGCGGGUAAACAAUCUCGAUUUGAGUGUCCUUGCACAUCGCCUCAGUCGUCCUGCCUCAGGAAAAGUCUGCAAGUUGCCCGAAGCUAAUGACGCCAUCUAUGGCGUUCGCAAUUCCUGUAUAUCCGGUUAAACCCUCUGGCCAGUACUAGUAUAACUUACUGCUAGUCGCCAUCCAAAUCGAUUAGUUUAUGCAAUAAAGAAUACAACGCAAGGCUGUGUCCGUUAAGCCGCGUAUAAGAAGUGCACUAA